Aspergillus steynii IBT 23096 is the source of this 1803-nucleotide messenger RNA. RefSeq lists its product as uncharacterized. The transcript has a single exon. Lineage: Eukaryota; Fungi; Ascomycota; Eurotiomycetes; Eurotiales; Aspergillaceae. The record is from RefSeq and is a predicted model, not a curated record. Bases 164 to 1741 code for a protein of 525 amino acids.
CCCGGUUGAUGCAUCUUGACUGAGUCGAGACUUGUCAGAGUGAUAGGCUCUCGGGAUUAGGAUGUAUUGAUUUUAUUCUUUCGUUCUCACUUCUCUCACUCAAUCCUCGUGAGUGUCUUUCGAGCUUAUUAGUUCUCGGUUUGACUAUCUCUCAAUGUCCCAAAUGACGACCGAUACCCCGACUACCAAACGCCUUCACAUUACCCCUUUCACGCCAGAACUCCUCCCGUCCGUGUUAGCUGCCUCGGUCCGGCCCUUGGCUACUGAAGUCUCUUUCCACUGCAUCCCAACCUAUCCGGAGAAUAAUUACGGCUACGUGACCUUGCCUGCAAUGGAGGCGGAUAAGGUGAAAAAGAAGCUCAACGGGUCCAUUCUCAAGGGGCGGAAAUUCAACGUGGAAGAAGCUCGGUCGCAUAAGAGACCUCGAGACGAGACUGGGGCCGAGAACCCGGCGUCCGAUCGCAAAUCAUCCUCCGACAAAAAACAGAAAAAACGCAAGUCCGAGGACAAUGUAUUAGAUGGCUAUGAGCUCCCGUCGGAUCGCAAGGUCAAACGAGGCUGGACCGAAUCGACACAGCACAAGGGCGAAAGGCGCAAGGAUGAAAAAAAGAAAGGCAAGGACCGGAAAUCGUCCAAAUCUCAGGCCAAAUCCAAAUACACCGAAAACCCCGAAUGUCUUUUCCGGACAAACAUCCCUCCAAACCGACACUCGCCCGUCGACGAGAAGCAAGAAAAACAGUCUAAGAAAAAGAAGAAGCCCUCCCAGGAGUCGGUGGUUCAUGAAUUCGCCAAGACAGUGACUCACCCAAGCUUCCUUCGGUCGACCGGCGAGGAGGCAGCACCCACAUCUAUCUUCGUAGAGGGUAAGGGGUGGGUGGACGAGACAGGGAAUGUCAAGGAACCAGCAAGCGAUCGCAUCAGGAAAGCCGAUUAUAAACCAGGGCAAGUAGAUGGAGCCAAGCAGAAAGGUCGAUCAGCAGAGACGACUUUGCCUAGCGGGAAAUCCAGUUCCAAGAAGCCCUCCCCGAAAAUGGAGGAAACCGACGAAUCGGAAGAUUGGACAUCCUCCAGUGGCGCUACAUCAUCUGACGAUGAGAGUAUGUCGUCUAGUUCGUCGGAUUCAGAAUCGUCUUCGGGUGAUGAAGCGUCGGAUGGGCAGACCAAGCCUGAAACAGCUGCUGAGGCCCAUCAUGGCGGCCACUCGGACGCGGAAGCAAAAGCAGAUGGCAAUCAGACUUCCGCCGAAACGGCUGAGAAGUCUCUCAUGCCAGAAGUCCACCCACUAGAAGCGCUUUUCAAACGGCCUGCUCUAGCCUCGGCUGAACCAAAGGUUCAGCCCGAGCCGAAUGCACAAUUCAGUUUCUUUGGACAAGAUGAUAUAGAAUCCGAGGACGAGACGGAAGAACCGGCUGCACCGCAAACACCUUUCACAAAGAACGACCUGCAAAAUCGAGGACUAAGGAGCGCCGCCCCAACGCCUGACACGGCUUUGUUCAAUCGGGCCGUGAACUGGAACAUGGAUGCAGCCGAGGCCACGGACGCGGAUGAUGCAUCGUAUAGCACCACCACCACCCCGGUUCCGAAGACCGCAAGUGGGUCGAAGGAAGAAUCUGAUUUCACGAAAUGGUUCUGGGAUAAUCGUGGAGACAACAACCGUGCCUGGAAGAAGCGAAGGCGGGAUGUCGCCAAGGAACAGCGACAGCGGGAGAACAGGAAGAAAGGAAUGAGAGGGAAGUCUUAGUUCUAAGCCAUAACUAUAAUGCAAGUCUCCGGCACGACAUGCCUCCGUGUGCUCGGGGUCUU